AUGACUGUCAAGAUCACCAUCAAAAAUGCAGGGAAAACCCACGAGAUUGAGCUUCAGGAUGACGAUGUCGGUAAAGCAUUGAAGCUUGCAAUUCAAAAGAAAACGCUUAUACCGCCUGAGCGUCAGAAGAUUUUGAUUAAGGGUGGUAAGGUCAACGACGACACUCCAGUUUCAAAGCUUGAUUUGUCUAAGCCAAUCAUGGUCUUAGGUACUCCGGAUAAGGAGCUUCCGCAAAAGCCUGUUGAAAAAGUUGUGUUCUUGGAGGAUUUAAAACAAGUUAUGCUGACAAACAAUGAACCUACUGGGCUCACCAAUUUGGGUAACACGUGCUAUUUGAACUCCUCCUUACAGGCAUUAUUCAACAUAGCUGAUGUCAAAAAAGCUGUUAAGUCCUAUCAGGGUGGAUCCAACGCACUUAUCAACUCCAUGAAAGAGUUAUUCAACCGUAUGGAAAAGAAAGAACAACGAAUUUCACCCCAAUUAUUCUUGAUCAUGUUUCGUCAAUUGUUCCCACAAUUUGCGGAGAGAGACACAAUGGGAUACAAACAACAGGAUGCGGAGGAAGCGUUUUCUCAGAUAUUGAGUGAGUUAAGAAGGGAAUUUGGUCUCGACGAUGAUUUUAAGAUUACCUUCAAAAACAUCACUAAAUGUACCGCUGCAACACAAGAAGAAGAAAUCGUGACCUUUGAGGAUGCUUAUAAGCUUAAUUGCCACAUCGACAUCAAGAUUAAUUUUUUACGAGACGGUAUUUUAAUGGGGUUGAGGGAGACUAUUGAACGUCACAGUGAUACGUUGGGUCAAAAUGCGGAAUAUGAGGUGUCACGCACGAUAACCCGGUUACCCAAGUAUCUCACCGUUCAUUUUGUCAGAUUUUUCUGGAAAAGGGAGACCUCCACUAAGCUGAAGAUUCUUCGGAAGGUCCAAUUUCCAUUUGAACUUGACUUAGCUGAAAUGUUGGACCCGCUGAUCAAGCAAGAGAAGAUCGAAAUGCGUGAUAAGUUUCGAAAAGUUUCGAAGGACAAUGAGGAGGUGGUUCGUGACUUCAAAAAGCAAAAGCGGGAUCCUGCAUUGACCCCCAUGGAGCAAAUGGAGGAAGAGAAGUUGAAGAUAGAAUCGAUCAAAACGAAGUUUCGUGACGACAUUCAGCUGAUCCUGAAGGUUGAUAUUGAUUCCACUACUGAAAACCCGUCUUCUGUCUAUGAAUUGCAAGCUGUAAUCACUCACCAGGGCUCAACGGCAGAAUCAGGGCAUUAUCAAGCGUUUGUCAAAGAUAACGAAGGCUUGGAAGACGAUCUUUGGUGGAAGUUCAAUGACGACAAAGUGUCUAAAGUCUCUCAAGAUAAAAUCGAGCAAUUAGCCGGUGGCGGGGAGUCGGAUCUGGCUUUAAUACUUAUCUACAGAGCCGCAGGAUUAGAAUAG
Messenger RNA from Diutina rugosa, 1419 nucleotides. RefSeq names its product ubiquitin-specific protease (gene UBP6). Bases 1 to 1419 code for a protein of 472 amino acids. Gene Ontology annotation, molecular function: cysteine-type deubiquitinase activity; protein binding; proteasome binding. Gene Ontology annotation, biological process: protein deubiquitination; proteasome-mediated ubiquitin-dependent protein catabolic process; regulation of proteasomal protein catabolic process. The record is from RefSeq and is a predicted model, not a curated record. Lineage: Eukaryota; Fungi; Ascomycota; Pichiomycetes; Serinales; Debaryomycetaceae. The transcript has a single exon.